Messenger RNA from Melanaphis sacchari, 609 nucleotides. RefSeq names its product piggyBac transposable element-derived protein 3-like. NCBI's taxonomy places the organism in Eukaryota, Metazoa, Arthropoda, Insecta, Hemiptera, Aphididae. Bases 1 to 609 code for a protein of 202 amino acids. The record is from RefSeq and is a predicted model, not a curated record. The transcript has 3 exons.
AUGGACAAUUACUACAACAGUGUUAAUCUUUCGAAUUUACUUUUAAAUCACAAAACACACACCACUGGUUCAUUGCGAAGUAACCGAAGGGGUAAUCCAAAAUAUGUUGUUCAAAAAAAAUUGAAAAGAGGUGAUCAUAUUUGGAAACGUCAAAAUAAGGUGUAUGUUUCUAAAUGGAAAGAUAAGAGGGAUGUCUUAUGCAUAACAACCAAUUAUCAACCAAAAAUGAUAGUCUCCAAAAAUAAAUAUGGCCAAGAAAAACCAAAACCUAUCGAAAUUGCCAAGUAUAAUGAGUUUAUGAGUGGAGUAGAUCGCGCCGAUCAAAAAAUGAUCUCUUAUUAUUCUUGUCCUCGGAAAUCUGCAAAGUGGUUCAAAGUAUAUAGAGACUUACUUAUUAAAGAUUUAAUUAAAAUUCCAAAAAAUACUACAGCAACUGAAUUUUUUCAAUUAAAAAAAAAAUCAAGAAAAUCAAGCCGAGGUGAAGAUUUGAGAGAAGGUCAUUUCGAAGAACCCAUACCAAAACAAACUUCCAUUCAAUGUCAAAAAUGUAAAGUACCUCUGUGUCCACUAUGUUUUAAAGAUUACCAUGCUGCUCAACCAGAAGGAUGA